AUGGGCUCUGGGAAGUUGGCAGUUGUGGCCAACACUGUAGCUGCAAGCUACGUCGACUUGAACGGCUGUGGGUCGGGCCAUACGUUUGUCGCCGUGAAGACGAAUGCCAACAUUACCGACGACAUCAAGGUCCACAUGAACUCGUCGGGUAGCGUAAGCGUCAUGUCGGAUGCGAUGAGGACGGGCAGACUUUGCAGCCACGUGGCGGGCUCCGGGUCGGUCGAGAUCAACACGCUGAGCCAGUUUUUCGCCGGAGAGAUCGAGUCCCAAGUCACGGGGUCGGGCACUCUCCAGGUCGUGGGCCAGGGGACGACAGAGCGCCACCACAUAACCAUCACGGGAUCGGGCACGUUGAAUGCCUCCAUCUCCGCGACAUCGUCCGACGUCUACAUCACGGGCAGUGGAUGCGCCAACUUGAACGACUUGCACGGCGUUUCGUCGAAAGUCGCUGGGUCAGGGAGCAUCCAGCGCCUGACCCUUGUGCGCUUGGACCCGCCGUACGACGUCAUGGCCUUGCCGGUGCCGGCACCAACUUCCGUCGCCGAGUGGACGUCGCCCGGAAAUUGGCUCAAGAAGGCCAUCUUUGGUUGA
Aphanomyces invadans is the source of this 591-nucleotide messenger RNA. RefSeq lists its product as hypothetical. The transcript has a single exon. Lineage: Eukaryota; Oomycota; Saprolegniomycetes; Saprolegniales; Verrucalvaceae. The coding region runs from base 1 to 591 and encodes 196 amino acids. The record is from RefSeq and is a predicted model, not a curated record.